Theobroma umbraticum is the source of this 2209-nucleotide messenger RNA. RefSeq lists its product as uncharacterized. Gene Ontology annotation, molecular function: structural constituent of ribosome; RNA binding. Gene Ontology annotation, biological process: translation. The record is from RefSeq and is a predicted model, not a curated record. NCBI's taxonomy places the organism in Eukaryota, Viridiplantae, Streptophyta, Magnoliopsida, Malvales, Malvaceae. Gene Ontology annotation, cellular component: cytosolic large ribosomal subunit; ribosome.
UUGAAUCCUCAAAACGAGCCUUUUUUUUAUUCCCUCUUCAAAAAAUCCCUCCUUUCUUCACAGCUUUUUUUAUCAGUCUAUCUCCGUAUCUUGUUUCUCCACCAUAAGAACCCUAGCCUUCAAAAUCCAAACCCUAUCUCUAAUACUCCCAAAGAUGGCCAAAAAGAAACAGUCCCGUCAAGCCAAAGACCACAAACAACAAAACCAAUCUCAAGAAACACAUGACCCUGUUAAAGAUUCAACCUUUACAGAAUCUUACAACCCUUUGAGUCGCCAAUCUUCCAUGGAAGAUCCUAAUGGGAAGCUUCAAAAUCUUAAGUCUCUGAACGCUUUGCUUCUCAAAGAGGCGGUUGAAAAGAGGCAACAGAUUGAAUCCUUGGUUCACGCCAAUGAAGCCCUUCAGGCUGAGUUGAGUGAAAGGAAGGGACUUGACGGUGAGGAGAGUGAGAAAAAUGUGAGCUUGGAGUUUCAACAUGGAUUGCUUUGGGUUUAUAUGAAUGCCCAAAUGAGGGAAAUGGGUGCUGGGAGUGAAAGGGAGAUUGGGGAGUUGAAGACUAAGGUGAAUGGACUAAUGGGUAGUCUUGAAAAUGAGAGUCAAAGGUUGAGUUUGGCUUGCAGAGAGAGAGAUUUAGCAAGGUAUGAUUUUGAGUUACAGGUUAAGGAGAGUAGUUUGAUGAAAGAGAAAUUGAUGAAAAUGGAGAAAAAGGAGAGAAAGUUUGUGGAAGAGAUAGAGAAACUGAAAGUGGGAUAUGAUAGGUUGGUUGGGGAGAAAGAGGAGUUGGAGAAAGUGAAGAGUUCGGUGGUGAAGGACAGAGAUGUAUUGGACAAAAACAUGCAGGAUAUGGUGAAGAAAGUUGAGAGUUUGAGAAGAGAAAUAGAAGCGGUUGUGAGGGAGAGGAAAGAGAUUGAGAUGGAGAAAAAUGAGCAAAGAGUGAAUAUUGAUCAGAUGGAAAAGGAAGUACGGCAAAUGAGUGAGGUUAUAAUGAGUUUGAGGAAAGAAGAGGGGAUUUUGCGGUCUAAAGUUUUUGAGUUGGAAAAGAAUUGUGGUGAGGCUAUGGAUAGGGAGGCUGAACGGGCAAUAGAGAUUGGUGCAUUGGUGGAAGAAAAAAGAGCAAAAGAAAGGAGUAUUGAGAGGUUAAGGGAGGAAAAGGAUUCAGUCUCAAAAUUGUUGGAAAUGACAAUGGUGGAGUCGGAUGAUAUGCAGAGAAGAAUUGAGUUGUUGUUGGGGGAAAGUGAUAUAACUAGAAGGGUUUUGGAAAUGAAGGAGAAGGAAUUAAACGAUCUGCAGAAGAAGAUUGAGGAAUUGGUUGGAGACAAAAUUGAGAUUGAAAAGGUCAAAACUAGUUGUGAGAAUGAAAAUGCUGAGUUGCGCAACAAAGUGAGUGAGCUGAGGAAUGUUGUGAAUAGGGUGCAAGAGGCAUGCGAGGAUCAUGAAAAGGAGAACAAAGAAUUGAUUUCUGAAGUUAGCCACUUUAGAGAUUCAUUUGAUCAAGUAACACUUGAGAGGGACAAUGCAUUGAAAGGAUUGGAUGAGGAAAAGCAGAAUGGUGUUAACUUGAGAACGAAGGUUUCGGAAUUGCAGAAGAUGCUUGAGAAAACUGCGGAAGAGCUGGCACAGAAGACGGCUGAGUGGCAGAACCUAAUCAAGGAAAAGCAGGAGAUGGAGAGUCACUUUGGAUCAAUGAGUGAAGACAAAGAUAAGUUGCAAAAGGAUCUUUUGGAGGCCUCGAGAAGUAUCAAUGAUUUGAGGGUUAAAAUGGAAUCAACCAGCAUUAAUUAUGAGCGAGCAUUGACUCUGUUGAAGAACACUGCUACACUGUUAUGUCAAUCUAAAAAUGAAAAUGAUCAAAAGGUGAAGGAAGAAGCUGCUAUUACUGAAAAGAAGCUUGAAGAUGAAAUUCAGCCAUAUGCAGCAGAAUUGGAGGCAAUCAAACAAGCAUUUAAGAAUAAAGAGACAACAGCUCAAGACUUGAAGCAGAAAGUUGAGUUCAUGGAGAUAGGUAUGGUGGAAGCACGAAAGAAAGAGAGUUUCUGGACUUUGGUAUCCUCAGCAACAACCCUUUUGGCAGCAAUAUCUGUCGCAUAUGCUGCAAGAGGACGUUGAGUCCUUUGGUUUAUUGGUUAAUUUUGUUUUAGCACAAGUUGUUUUUGCUUCUAGGAUUAACUGAGAAAACUCAAUGUGACAACAUGCUAUGUUGCUACUUUUGAA